AUUAGUAUCAAUACAGUAACAUUUCAUACUAUCAACAGAAGUGGGUUAACGGUUUGACAUCUUGAUCUUUCAUAAAGGACAUAAAAACAUUCACCAACCAACAUUGUGUGUUUAUCUCUUCACAUUUCCAUUUUUGAGCUAAUAAAGAAAAUGGGGAAAGCUACAAGGUGGUUCAAAGGUUUGUUGGGUAUGAAAGAUAAAGAAAAUGUGAACAAUUUAAAUUCAAGUGACCGAAAAGACAAGAGAAGAUGGAGCUUUACAAAACCAUUGAAGGAGACUCAGUCAGCGGCCGCGGUGGCUAACAUUAAUCCUUUUGCUGCGACAACUGAUGGCAAUGCUAAUUGGUUGAGAUCUUAUAUGUCGGAAACAGAAAAAGAACAGAACAAGCAUGCAAUUGCUGUUGCUGCAGCCACUGCUGCUGCAGCAGAUGCGGCCGUGGCUGCAGCACAAGCUGCAGUUGCGGUUGUUAGGCUUACUAACAACCGUAAAGCUACACCUUGUAGUGGAGGUAAAGAGAAAUGGGCUGCUGUCAAGAUUCAAACGGUCUUUAGAUCCCAUUUGGCUAGAAAGGCUUUAAGAGCGUUAAAAGGACUAGUGAAACUACAAGCACUUGUGAGAGGAUUUCUAGUCAGAAAAAGAGCUGCAGCCACUCUUUAUAGUAUGCAAGCUCUUAUUAGAGCACAGGCCGCCAUAAGAUCCGAGCGGGCACGUCGUUCGUUUACAAAGGAUCCCCGCUCUGAGCCCGAAUCCCGCCAUAGGAAAUCCAUUGGGAUGAGGUUUGAAAAUGAGAGAAAUGAAUUCCAUAGCAAGAGACUCUCGACUUAUGAAUCUAAUACAUAUGAUGAGAACCCGAAAAUAGUUGAAAUCGACACGUACAGGCCACAUUCAAGAUCCAGACGCAUCAACACUUAUGCGUCUGAUUCUGGUGAAGAAUCCCAAUCACAUUCCCCUUACAACAACAAAAACAACAUGCCAUCUCCACUACGUUGCACAAACCCCGCGUGUAUUUCAAUCCCCGAAUUCAACCAUCUUCAAGAAUUUGAGUGGGGAUUCGCUGCAGACGACUACAAGUACUCAAACACUGCUCAAAGCACUCCUCGUUUCGUUAAUCAUUCAAACCGGUCAAACGGGCCAGCCACUCCUGCCAAGAGUGUAUGUGGAGAUAGUUUUUUUAGGCCUUACUCAAACUACCCGAGUUACAUGGCGAGCACACAUUCGUCUAAUGCUAAACUAAGGUCACAUAGUGCACCUAAACAAAGGCCCGAGCCGGGGCCAAAGAAAAGGCUGUCACUAAAUGAAAUAGUGACAUCAAGAUAUAGUUUAAGUGGUUUGAAGAUGCAAAAGACUUGUUAUCAGGUUCAAAAAGCUUUUGAUUUGUAAGGCUAACUAACUAGUUAGCUACUUAAAUUAUCAUUAUGUUGUUUUUGAUAGAAAAUUUAAGAUCUUGCAACAAGAAAUCCUUUUUCUUGGUUUUGUUUGUGUAAUAGGAUCCGAAUUGAACAUGGGUGGGUGUCUUGUGUAAAUUGUAUGUAAGUGUUUGCAAUUUGACCAAAUGAAUCUUUCUUUGAAUUAA
Messenger RNA from Erigeron canadensis, 1573 nucleotides. Its product is annotated as protein IQ-domain 26-like. Gene Ontology annotation, molecular function: protein binding. The record is from RefSeq and is a predicted model, not a curated record. The transcript has 4 exons. Lineage: Eukaryota; Viridiplantae; Streptophyta; Magnoliopsida; Asterales; Asteraceae. Bases 151 to 1380 code for a protein of 409 amino acids.